Molecule: messenger RNA, 1478 nt
Organism: Cebus imitator (Panamanian white-faced capuchin)
Lineage: Eukaryota; Metazoa; Chordata; Mammalia; Primates; Cebidae
Gene: LKAAEAR1
Product: LKAAEAR motif containing 1
Exons: 3
Coding region: 505-1326 (273 amino acids)
Source: RefSeq, a predicted model, not a curated record
GUGUGGGGACCAAGAGGGGGCAGGACCUCGGCUCCUGGAGCUAAGGAGGGGUGGGGGCGUUCGCAGCCGCCGGGUCGGGCCGUGGCUCUGCCUCUGGCCCUGGCUGGGCAAGGUGGCAGCUGUAGGCUGGCCGGCUGGGCUGUUGACUCUUUUCUCCUCUCCCCAUCGCGGACCCUCCCUCCUCUGUCACCUGCCCCCGAGGCUCUGCUCUCCACAACCAUCGAGGCCCCGAAGGGGAAGAGACAGCUGUCUGGUGGGAGAUGCUGACUGUCAGGAACCGCAGACAUGGGGGCACAAUGAAGGUGCCCCGGGGUCACCUAGAGGUCUCCAUGUGGCGCCCACCCUGGCAGGGCCGGAGAUCCACUCUGGGGUCUCGGCAUUUCCUCGGUGCAAACACAGCAGCCGGUAGGGCAGGAGAGACAUUUCCUGCAACUGAGUUGAUGAGAAAGUCCCAGUUGCCUGCAGGACGCUGGCAGGGCCGCUGCUCGGGGGUGGGAGGGGAGGAUGCCACCGCCGGCGAAGGAGGCCAGGCGCCAGGCCCCGCAGGAGCAAGGCGGGAAGAGCGCACCCGGCGCGGGGCGGGGUGGGGGGGGCGCCAAGGCGGCGCCCGCGACGGAGUCCCGGAAGCCGGGCUGGGCCCUGACGCCGCAGGGGCUGGCGGCCUUGCUCCCCGCGCAGCGCCGCCGCCACCUGCUCUUCUGCGACCUGCUGGAGGACGUGGGCGCGGCCGCCUCCACCUUUCCGCACGGGUCGGCAGGGCCGGGGCACCGCAUGCCCGACCCGCGCACGUGGACGCAGCCGCUCGAGCUGCCCUCGGAGCGCCAGAACCUGCUCCUGGGCGUCCUCAAGGCGGCAGAGGCCCGCGGGCGAGUCCGCGCCCUGCGGCUGCGCUACGCCCGCAUGCGGGCCGAGGAGAUCGCGCUGCUCAUCCGGCAGCAGAAGUCCGCGCGCGCCUCCAUCCGGCUCGAGCUGUUACUGCCGCCACAGCUGAGGCCCACGCGGAUCCCGGAUCCCCUGGACCGCCAAGAGGUGCGGGCGAGCCCCAGUGAGGGCGGAGAGGGGGCCCCCGCCCGCCUCUGCACACACCCGGCCCCAGCCUGUCCCCCCACAGCGGAGGCGCGUGGAGGCCAUCCUGGAGGAGAACGCGGACAGCAGCAUCUUCCCACGGUGACGGCGACCCAGAGCGUGCGACCCGCCCCAACCUCCCACAUAAAGUUACCAUUCUCCGAAGGCUCUCUGGUCUUUCUGCUCCGGCUCCCCAGAACCCCUGAGGGGAGCGGGGAGUAUGGGCGCUCCCUCUCCCGUGGACCUCACAGACUUAUUUAGUGGGGAGAUGCAAGUGGCUGGGGUGAAAGUAACAGGUCAGACACACCUACCCCCAAACCCGGCCUGCCCCACAGGCAACCUGGCGCUCUGCAGGUCCAUGGGAGGCCCCCAGUCUUGGGGACGAUGGAGAAAGAGCCUGUUUCAGCAGCAGU